Musa acuminata subsp. malaccensis (wild Malaysian banana) is the source of this 1824-nucleotide messenger RNA. RefSeq lists its product as uncharacterized. Gene Ontology annotation, cellular component: TRAPPIII protein complex. The record is from RefSeq and is a predicted model, not a curated record. NCBI's taxonomy places the organism in Eukaryota, Viridiplantae, Streptophyta, Magnoliopsida, Zingiberales, Musaceae.
AGAGCGAGAAGAAAGAGAGAGAGAGAGAGAAAGAGACCGAGCGAGGCGGCGAUGUCGGGUCAGCCCCAGGGCGGCUCACCGCCCCAACACUCCCUCGCCUUCCGCGUGAUGCGGCUGUGCCGCCCCUCCUUCCAGGCCGAGGACGCCGUCUUCCGCCUCCUCGACCCGCUCGACCUCCUCGCCCCCGAGGACCUCCUCGACGACCCCACCCUUCCCCUUGAUCUCCUGUUCGACGAUGCUGCAGGCCCCGAUGCCCGCGUCGCCAACAGUGACUUCACCUUCCGCGACCGGUUCCAGAUCCGUAGCCCCGUCGAUGCCAUGUCCCUCUCCGGGCUCCUCGUCCUUCCUCAAUCUUUUGGAAAUAUCUAUUUGGGGGAGACGUUCUCCAGCUACAUCAGCGUCAACAAUAGCUCGAAAUUUGAAGCAAGGGACGUGAUCAUCAAGGCAGAAAUUCAAACAGAAAGGCAAAGGAUCCUGCUUUUAGAUACAUCAAAAUCACCUGUUGAAUCAAUACGUUCUGGGGGCAGAUAUGAUUUCAUUGUCGAACAUGAUGUUAAAGAACUCGGGCCUCACACGCUUGUUUGCACUGCUUUGUACAAUGACGGUGACAGCGAGCGGAAAUAUCUUCCACAGUUUUUUAAGUUCGUUGUUAGCAACCCACUUUCUGUUAAAACAAAGGUUCGAACAGUCAAGGACAAUACUCUUUUGGAGGCAUGCAUAGAGAACCACACAAAGUCAAACCUUUACAUGGAUCAAGUCGAAUUUGAACCUGCACAACAAUGGAUUGCAACAAGAUUGGAAGUUGAUGAACACACUUCAGAAACCAACUCUAAGACAAGAGGAUUAUUUAAACCACCCAUUCUUGUUACAGCUGGAGGUGGAAUAUACAAUUAUCUGUAUUUGUUAAAGUCAACAGUUGAAUCUGGACGAGUAAGGGUUGAUAGCAGCAGUAUUCUUGGUAAAUUUCAGAUAACAUGGCGUACAAACUUGGGUGAACCUGGACGACUUCAGACUCAGCAAAUUUAUGGCACUCCAAUUGUUCACAAGGACAUUGACUUGCAUAUUCUCGAUGUUCCACCCAUCAUCGUGCUGGAGAGACCAUUUCUGGUACAUCUGUCUCUCAAAAAUCAGACAGAGAGAACUCUAGGUCCCUUUGAAAUCUUUACAUCUCCAGGCAUUUCUAGUGAAGAGAAGGUUGCCAUGGUUAAUGGAAUCCAGAAGUUGGUGCUUCCACCAGUAGAAGCUUUUGAUUCCAACAUUAUUGAACUGAACAUGAUCGCUCCAAGGUUAGGAGUUCAGAAAAUAUCUGGGGUAACAGUGUUUGAUGUUCGUGAGAAGAAAGUGUAUGAUCCAUUGCCGGAUGUAGAGAUCUUUGUCGAUAGGGCUUGAUCAGUUGAGAGGCAUGCAUGAUUCGUUGCUGGAUGUAGAGGGUAUCAUUAUAGUGUCAAGGCAACAGAAUUUACUUGCGCAAGACACCAUGCAGAAUCACAGUAUCUCUUCAUCCAUCCACUACACUGCAUGAACUCCAAAUUAUCCAGGGGGCCUUCCUUUCAUGAGCUUGUUUACUUCAAGCUCAACUGUGCCUGUUUGAUAACAAAAUCAAGUUGGUGAGUAUCAGAGGUGUCAACUGUGCCUGUUUGAUAACAAAAUCUCAUGGUAUUUAUUAUAUGUAGCAACACGGCAUAGACAAUUGACCAAAUAUGUGAAGACUUCUUAGAGGCAUGAUAUGAAAUAGAGAUCUUGAAUCACAUGAACAAAUAGCAAAUUGGGAACAGGAAGACACCACAUGAAUGAAUAUAAUAAGACUGUUGGUCAGUUCAGAUG